AUGAAUAAUACGGAAUUGUCCAAUAACGCCUCAAAUAUUUCGUCGUCGUCCCCCGCGUGGACAUUAGGUCCAACAAGUACCGCAAUUAUCACACCACUGGCGAUCAUUCUUAACGGUUACGUGUUAUUUAUAUUCCUCACCAACAAAUCUCUGCACAUUCCCUUCAACGUGUACCUCGGGAGUUUGUUAUUCGCCAAUCUGGUUUAUUCCAUCCUCUGCAAUCCGCUGGACGUGAUCAGCGCCCUCUACCCAACCUGGCCAUUGAGCUUCGCCGGCUGCAAUGUAUACAUCUACGCGUUGCUGAUCCUCGGGGCGGUGACCAUUAACUCGCACGCCCUCAUCACUGUCAACAGGCUGUGGGCCGUGACCUUUCCGGUCUCCUACCGCAAUCACCACAGCCUACGCGCCGCCUUUGCCACCGUCGUCGCUCUCUGGAUAUACGUGCACGUGAUCUGUUUACCGGGCGUUAUUCGCGAUUCCCUGUACUUUCGGGCACCGCUUUCUGACAACCCGUGUCUGGUUAACGUAGCGGCGCAGUUCGAAUGGAAUCUGAUGAUGCAGUUUGUGGCCUAUGAUUUGCCCAUCGUUUUCGUCAUUGUCGCCUAUCCGUAUCUUCUAAUUAAACACAAACUCAAACGCCGGGUAAAAUUCAUCGUCGCGGUGCCGUUAGGCAUUAACGCGACAAAGCCGCGUCGCGCUUGGCCGACUCAUUCGAACUCUGCGCAGAAUCGGUCAACGGGGUCGUCGGGCUUGCGGAAGAAAGCCUUGUCGGAUGAUCAGCGACGCGCGUUUUUUAUAACGACGCUGUUAACCGUCAGUUUAUGUGUGUGUUGGGUGCCGAAUGUCGCUUUCUUUACCGUGGCCAGUUUCAUGCAGGUGGAUGAGCCGGUCUUAUACGGAGUAUUAUCGUUUUUGUUCAAUCUGCAAUCCCUCCUGGAUCCGCUGUUCUUUGCAUUCGUCUUUAAAGGGCUACGCGAAGCAUUACUAGCGCCGCUGCCGAAGUGUUCUGGAUUCGUCCUUAAAUAA
Messenger RNA from Paramacrobiotus metropolitanus, 1026 nucleotides. RefSeq names its product 5-hydroxytryptamine receptor 1D-like. The coding region runs from base 1 to 1026 and encodes 341 amino acids. Gene Ontology annotation, cellular component: membrane. Gene Ontology annotation, biological process: G protein-coupled receptor signaling pathway. Lineage: Eukaryota; Metazoa; Tardigrada; Eutardigrada; Parachela; Macrobiotidae. The record is from RefSeq and is a predicted model, not a curated record. Gene Ontology annotation, molecular function: G protein-coupled receptor activity. The transcript has a single exon.